AUGGCCGAUGGGUGCGACAGAGACGAGUGGCCUCCUCGCAACUUUUGGCCCGGUGACGAUGUAGCCCAUCCCAAAGGCAUGACGCAAAGAGUUCGAUUCAACCCGUUUCAACACAACAGAGGAGCCGGCAAUCUGUGGGGUAACUUUUGCCCCAAGCAUGAUGCGGUGUCUACAAAGGGUAACAAAAAGGGCAAGAAAACGUACUACGUGAGAGACUACCUCAUCAGUACUGUAAAGGAAAAGGUGCAAGUUAUCACUGGAAAGGACAAAACGAUGAGCUGGGUCCUCAACACAGCGGAUGAGUUUUACAGCCAAGGCCAGCACCCCGACUUGGCGAAGCACACCAAAAGCUACAGGGGAUUGCCCGACCUUCAGGUGUUGAAGCAGGCUUUGGCAAAACACGGUGGAAGCCCCCCAUACCCGUUCAGCAAGGUCGACCUCAACGUCUGGGACACGAAAAAAAAGACUAAGAUGGGCGAUAAGGAGGGUGAAAUUUCGAAAGACUACCGUGGCGUGCUUCCCGGAAACCCCAAACCUAAGAAACGGAGGAUGUUAUUCGAAGAGAGCCGCCGAGACAAUGGGACCGACUUUGAGCAGGAUGAUGAGCCUUUUGACAGAGAUGAUGAUGAAGAUGCAUUCGAAGAAUGGGAGAAUUGGAAAGAGUACGAACGUCUUCUGAGGAGGGCUCAUUUUGAGCUGGCUUCGAGGACUACGCCUCAGAGGACGGAAGCAGAGGCAACUCCUGCGGGCCAAGGUAACGCCACACCCACUCCUGCUGCACAAGGCUCUGCAGUCGCGAAUGAGUGGCCAUUGCCCACAAAUUAG
Colletotrichum chrysophilum is the source of this 825-nucleotide messenger RNA. RefSeq lists its product as uncharacterized. The coding region runs from base 1 to 825 and encodes 274 amino acids. Lineage: Eukaryota; Fungi; Ascomycota; Sordariomycetes; Glomerellales; Glomerellaceae. The transcript has 2 exons. The record is from RefSeq and is a predicted model, not a curated record.